AGAAUUGUAUCUUCACUGUACCGAUUACCGACCCUCGUCUGACGCACAACAACCACUCGAUAUAGGCGCGACAGACAAAUCUCUUUAGCAUUGCUUGAAAGGGACCACGACACGCCUAUCUGGUUGAGAUAGGCGCAAAAGACCACCUGCCAACAUGGCAGCGGCGACAGCGGGCUACGAGUGGAACCGCUCCUCGCCGCUGCGCUCCUCGCCCGACACUUCCUCUUCUAUGUACCCUGACCGGCCCAUCCGCCCUCUGCCAGCACGCUCUCUGCGCGCACGACUGUCUCCAGAGCAAGCCGAGUCGAUCGUCUUCCCCAACAACCCCCCAUCUACAGGGCCGCUCUUCAACUUUCCAUAUACGUCCAGUGAGCGUGGCAACAGGGCUUUGAGAACAGGCGAGAAUGACCACCAUGCUUGUCACUGUGGCCAUACUCAUUCUGAAGUAGAGAGUGAAGAGGACGAGGACGAGCGGAGUGGACCGCUGCCUUCGUCUCCAAGCUAUCACUACAGCAGGAGUGCGCCAGGCAGGACUGCAAUUGCGGCAUCAAGCUAUCACAAGCCAGGUUCUGCCUCGUCUUCAGUGGAUGGCUACGAGUCGUUUGAGAACACAAACAACAAGAAGAAGCGGAAGAUUCCAAAUAUGGGAAGCAAUAGCUCACAUCACACGACACUCUCGACGGACGUGGCAAGCAUGAGUAUCGCAAACCACGAGAACGGCGUGGCUAAUGACGGGAUUGCACGUUAUGGCUCAGCACCGUCAACUCCACAGCACAACAACUCGGGGACAGGCAUUGCAGGAGCAGGCAGAGGUCGAUUUGGCCGAUCUGGUUCAGGACGCUCAGAACGACGCGUGCUAGGCAAUUCGACCAGUCUUGCCAAUGCCAAAGCAAGCAAACGUCCUUCGGAGCAGAGCGGCAUCAUCUCCACAGCCAUUGCCAACGCAGAAGCAACCCCACCGCCUCAGGGCAACGAAAACGUCAGUCUGCUGCAACAAGAGGCCGCGAAGAACAGCGCAACCAAGACGCAGUUCACCUUUACCUGUGGCUCUGACUCAGCAAACAAGAUGGUUUGGCCCGGCCAGGAAAACGGGCCGUACCCUCAGCCCCCGGGCGCAUAUCCCAUCACGACCGCUCCUCCGCCGCUCCACCCCCAGGCCGCUCGCGCUCGCCCUCCCGUUCGACCAGACGCCCCUGCUGUGUCAACUCAGGGUACCCAGACAAGCCAAAACGCGAACGGUGUACAUCCUCCUGCAAACAGGGGUGCACCACCUCCAAAGGGUGCCCAGCCUCCACAACAGGCGCCUCCACCUCACAAGCCUAGACGCAGCGUGUCAAAGCUCUAUGCAUAUGCUGCUCGCAAACGUCGGACGCAACAGGAGUACGCUAACUUCCACAACCCUCCCAGUCAGCCCUGGAUCUGCGAGUUUUGCGAAUACGAAGACAUUUUCGGACGUCCUCCUGAGGCCUUGAUCCGGCAAUACGAGAUGAAGGACAGGAAGGAGCGACGUCGGCUUGCGGAGAAGCGUCGGUUGCUGGAGAAGGCAAGGAUGAAGGGACGGAAGGGGAAGAAGGCAAGCAAGAAGGCGCAGAACAACGCAAACAACGCCCAGCAUGCUCAGAACCCUCCUCCUGGUGGCUACGACCGUCGCGAUGACGGCUCGCUGGACCCAGAGGAUGACUAUGACGACUAUGGCGAUUAUGAUGAAGGCGGGCCACAGGGUCACUCUUGUUGUCAUCACAAUUGCCAGCACUCGCAGCCGCCACCAAAGGUUCCACCAUUACCCCCUGGAGAUCCUCGGAUGGGCUUGCCGCCUGUUGGCAACGGUGCUUAGCAUCCGGACAAGACGGGGUGGGCCGUCUUUGUUCUUGCGUUUUGUAUUUCAGUAUCGUCUUUUUGCAUUGCAUUCGUGGCCAGAGUGGACGAGCACUGGAUCUGAUUUGGAGUGUCUGUCUCGUUGGACACCUGUUCAGCUUUUGGAUACCGACAAUCGACGAUCCUACCUCGACCGCUUCACCACGACCGUUUUCGCGCGUUUCGCCAUCCUAGCGUUCAGCAUCUCUUC
Molecule: messenger RNA, 2065 nt
Organism: Macroventuria anomochaeta
Lineage: Eukaryota; Fungi; Ascomycota; Dothideomycetes; Pleosporales; Didymellaceae
Exons: 5
Coding region: 155-1834 (559 amino acids)
Source: RefSeq, a predicted model, not a curated record